AUGCCCCGCGGAGGCCAUAAAGGCCUUUUAUUUCCAACUAGCGGUGUUAACUUAAAUUUUUUUGGAAGGAGAAGAAGGCGUGGUUUAUACCAUCAUUGUACAAAUGAAAUAUUCAGGCCUAGUUGGGGACCUAUUAAACAACCGACUAUUUCACAUUAUUUAAAUUUAUUAAAAUGGAAAAAUGGUACUAUUUCUGAAUCUGAAAUGCUUCCACCUCAAAAUGUGUAUGGCAAAGAUGUCCGUUCAGCAUGGCCCGUACCACCAAAUGAAUUUAUCUCUAGAAUGUAUGAUAAAAAUGAAUUGCGCUAUUUCAAGCCAGUGUUAAUGUCCAAUUCUGACAGAAUUCGUAAUUAUAUAUAUAAUGUACUAGAUUCCACAAACUCAAGAUACAAUGGGUUUAUUGGACUAAAUCAAAACCCAGAACAUACAAUUUCAUCACAACACAUAUCAAAAAUAGUAAAUCUCGAAAACGAUUCAUCAUUGCCAAAAAUCAACUUGCAUAUUGCAAGAUGUGAGAGAAGGUUCAAAAGGCUAGAACACUUGAUUAAAGAAUCUGAUUCAUGGAGGACUAUCACUCACCAUCACCAGUCAUCUACCAAUCCAUUUCCGCACGUGAAUGAAGGCGCCUCACUAAUUAGGAAUUUACCAAUAUCUGAAGUUUUAUAUACAAAGGGAAACCAUAGGCUAGGUAGAAGAGCACAUCCGAAAUGGUAUACUGCAAGGUACCGGAAAUUUAUGAAAAAGAGGGAACUUAACGAAAAAUUAAGUCAGCUUCAUUUGGAAGCAUCCACCGAGUGAAUUAUUUUAAAUUUUACAUUUUUUGAUCGAUUUUGUAAUUUUGUAAAUAAAUCUGAUAAAUUUUAUUA
This is a messenger RNA of Theileria parva strain Muguga, 866 nucleotides long. RefSeq lists its product as uncharacterized. The record is from RefSeq and is a predicted model, not a curated record. The coding region runs from base 1 to 798 and encodes 265 amino acids. The transcript is spliced from 3 exons. Lineage: Eukaryota; Apicomplexa; Aconoidasida; Piroplasmida; Theileriidae.